UGGGCUCACACUGAGCUGUUGUGUCUCUCUCUGUCUCAGUCCUGUCACUCAGCCUGCUGCUUCUCCUCCAUCAGACACGCCGAAGUGAGCAGAAACACCUCCGAACCAGCAUGAACCUCUUCUGCUUCUCACUGGAGGGGUCUAUGGACAGCCUGUAUGAGGUGGUGCAGAGCUCCAGCGACGCUCCACCUCAGCCCAUCCCCAGCCGCUCCUCCAGCCGCUCGUGCAGUCGCACCUGCAGCCGCUCCUGCAGCCCAGCGGUGCUGCUGGAGGACAACGCCAAGUGGCAGAGCUCUGGAAGAUCCGUAUCUAUGGAAAUGCCUCAGGUGCAGGGGUCCAACUGCAAUAAAAAGAAAAGAAGAACUCAUCAUGUGUCCAAGUCUGCAUCAGAUAAUGAAGCAUUAGAUAACCCCGGCUGUAAUGCCACGGUCUGGCAGCCCGCCAGGAGCCGAGAAGAUUUAGUCCACAUCACCAACAAUCACAAUGAAGAAGUACGGAGAACGAAGCACAGAACUGAAACCAGAGGAGGGAAAGGAGCUCAUCAUUCAGGCACAAAGAAAAAGGAGAAAUCGCCUUCAAACCAGAGUCUCCACGCUAAUGGAGUGUCUACAGAGUCAAAAUCUGCCGGCAAAAGAAACCAGAAGCCCGGGAAGAAACAAGCGGGAAAGAAUGUGAAAGACAGCUCAAAGAAAUGCCACAACCCCACAGGCACAAUGAGCCCGCCGCUGGCCCCGCACUACCUGGAUGUGCCGUACAGGUCAGACAGGAGGCCCUACAUGGGCAAAUCCUCCACCCUGCCUGCUCAGGAGAACGCAACCCCGGGUCGGUGCUCUGAACUGAUCAACCUGCCUGGUGGAGCAACGCCCACCCACCAGCAGCGCUGGAGCAACCCGGGGGACGGCAACUCGGCGUGGGGCGCCGUCCAGCACACGUGUCGUCGGCCGCUCACUGAGUAUCGCGUGUACUCGCAUGACUUCGCCUCGCCUCACGGGAAGGAGUGGGAGGGAAGACAGCAGCAGACGGCGGCACAGGAGGGCAGCCUGAAGCAGGACUGUAAACCCCAGAUUCUACCAAAGGUGCCCCGAUCGAUCACUGACGUGGAUCUAUCAGAGCAAAACCGCUCUACCAGCUUUGGCAGGUUCGAUGGUCUUAGAAGUAACUCACCACAGGCGAGACCAGAGGAAAAUGGGAUGAAUAUGCUGACAGAGGACUGUGACAGUUCAGACCCAAACAAAUCAGCUGGACUUGGGAAGAAGAUGAAGGCCAUCUCCCUGACCAUGAGACGGAAAAUGGGCAAAAAACAUGCCAAGUCUUUCUCAGAGGAGACAGGUGAUGACGUGGACAAAGACCCAGAGGCAGAGACAGACAGUGUCCCUUCAGCUGAGAAAAACCACGCAAAGGCAAGCAACUCCUUAGAGAGUCUCUACAGUGGCCAGAGCUCCUCCAGUGGCGUCACCAGCGAGUCUAACGGUUCAGGCCAGAGAGACAGUCUGAGGCUGGAGGAGGAUGGCUCCUACCACGGCCAGUUCUGCGGGAGAGCUCGGGUCCACACAGAUUUUGUUCCUAGCCCGUAUGACACAGAUUCUCUUAAACUCAAGGUUGGUGACAUUAUCAACAUCAUCAGUAAGCCUCCGAUGGGCAUCUGGACGGGUAUGCUGAACAACAAAGUGGGCAACUUCAAGUUCAUCUACGUAGACAUUCUGGUGGAGAAGGAGGAAGUGGAAGAGGAACCAAAGAUCAGACAACAAAAGCUGUGCAGAAGACCCCGACCGAAAACACUGCUGGAGUUACUGGAGAGACUGAACCUGGAGGAGUACGCAUCUGCUCUGCUGCUGAACGGAUAUCAGACGGUGGAGGACCUGAUGCACCUGCAGGAGAAACACCUGAUUGAGCUGAAUGUGAAGGAUCCCGAACACAGACGCAGGCUGCUCGCUGCUGCUGAGUGCCGCUACACCGAAGGUGAUGAUAUCAGGGACAUAGAGGAGCACAGUUCUUCCCACAGCCCGCAGGAAGAAGACAGUGACUGUCCCAGAGACUCGGGCUGCUUCAUCCCGUCUGAAUGCACGGACAGCAAAGAGGACACCGAACAGGUCGCACAUGCAGUGGAUUCCUAAAGUGCUCGGCUGUCACCUGGAUACUUUGACAUUUGGAAAUAAAUGUUGUAUGUUUUCAUAUGAUGUUGAUGAAGAUGUUUGAAAAGCCCAUCCUGUGAUUGUAUCAAGAUGUCAUGUUUAUCUCUUUUAUUCCAGUCACACGUUUGCCUAAUGUAGAAACUGAGAGAGAAAUGAACAAUUACAUUCUAAAUGUCAUCUUAUCCUUAUGUCAAUUUAUCAAUGCACCAGCCGUCAGUUUUAAUUUGUACGAGAUGUUUUAUUUUUUGUCUCUGAGGAAAGAACGUUUCAUCAAUGUGUCAGUUGUAUUUAUUGUAUGGCAAAUGAUUUUUGUAUGUAAAGAUGUUAUUUAUCAGAGCUGUCUUUUUGAGCUUUCUCUUGUUUCCAGUGUUGUUUUUCCCAGAAUAAAGUGAAUUCAUGAAUUUGAAAGAGUACAAACAAAACUGUAGAGUGCACCAAUCAGCGUGUGCAACUUGUUGUUUGUGAAUGAGAAAGAGAUGGCAGUGUGUGUACUUAUGUGAAGGUCAGUGUCUGACUGGUUUCACUUGAAACUUUUUGUAAAUAAAAUUAAAGAAGA
Salarias fasciatus (jewelled blenny) is the source of this 2688-nucleotide messenger RNA. It is a transcript of the gene samsn1a, whose product is annotated as SAM domain, SH3 domain and nuclear localisation signals 1a. The coding region runs from base 111 to 2114 and encodes 667 amino acids. The record is from RefSeq and is a predicted model, not a curated record. NCBI's taxonomy places the organism in Eukaryota, Metazoa, Chordata, Actinopteri, Blenniiformes, Blenniidae. Gene Ontology annotation, molecular function: protein binding. The transcript is spliced from 15 exons.